GCUUUCCUCCUGGCGAAACAAUCGCUGGAGCUGCGCGAGCCCCCGUCCUAAUCGCUAUCUGCAACCGCCGCCCGCCUCCCCGCACCCCGUGGUAAUCGCGAUCUGCCACCGCCUCCCCGCCUCCAGUGGUAAUCGCGAUCUGCCACCGCCUCCCCGCCUCCCGUGGUAAUCGCGAUCUGCCACCGCCUCCCGUCCUAAUGGCUGGGGAGAAAGCUGGUACCGGCGCCUCCUCCUCCUCUCGUCCUCGGAGGAGUUCGAGAAACGCCGCCGACGGGAAGCAGAUUGCUCCCCGAGUCGCCGCCGACGGGAAGAAGACUGCUAUCCGAGUCGCCGGCGACGGGAAGCAGAGUCCUCUCCGAGUCGCCGCCGCCUCCGACGGGAAGCGGAUGGUUAUGGGCGUCUCUGUCGACGCCGCUUCCACCACUUUGCACCCUAUUGAUCUACGAUCCGACGUCGCCCCUGCUGAGGGGCGUACUGAAGUGGCCAAGUUUGUUCACAACUUCUACUGUGCCCUAAACUUUAAUCUGUUAGGAUUGUAUCGUUUCUAUGCCGACGAUGCUGAGUUUGUCUGGAAUUUCAAUGGCCGUCGACUUAAUCUGAAAACUGCAAAGGAAAUUAGGAGUUAUCUGUAUAGGGCAUCAACCAAAAUGAAAUUCCAUGCAUCACAUUUUGAUUUAUUAUCGAUUCCUGGGCAAAGUUCUGUAAUGCUGACCGUUUAUGGAACAAUCAAAUCGGCUGAUAACAAGCCUAGGAGCUUUGUGGAAACUUUUGUGCUUGAUAUUCCUGGACGUCUUAUAUUGAGGGAUUCCUUGGUUGUGCAAGAAAAUGCUCUAGAAGUACCAGAAGUGAGUAGUCCCAAGAAGUUCCAAGACCAUACUGCAAGUAUCAUGUCUACUAACGAUUCACAGAAUCACUGUGGAAUUUGCAAUAAGAAAUGGUAUCCCCUAGAGAAAGACUGGGUCUGUUGUGACCGUUGUCAAAUGUGGCUCCAUGUUGAGUGUGACCCUAAUUGCAGUCGUGACAUGGAGAAGGUAGAAAAGUCAGAGUAUUUCUGCCCUGGCUGUACGUCUGAAUGCAAAGAUGUAUUGACACUUAGCACUUUGAAGCAAAAAUCACCUGAACCCAUAAUUGUGUCGUGUGCUGGAAAGGAAGGAGUCUAUAAACCAAUAGAAAAAAUGAUCGAAUGUCGAUGCAAAAUUUGCUUGAAAAAUCUAACUCCAGUCGUGAUGUCUACGAAUGUAUGGGAGAAACAUACUGGGUGCCGCCAAAAGAAUUGGAAGAAGAGUAUUAAGCUCAAGGGCACUGAGAAGCCUCUCUUUAAACUUCUUGAAGAGAUACCUGAAGGAACUGGCAUAUCUUCUAUUGCAAGUGAAAUUCAGCAGGUUUCUUCUGUUGAUACAUCUGACCAGCCAGCUGCUGAAACAUCUGACCAGCCAGCUGCUGAAACAUCCUACCAGAAAGCUGCUGAAACAUCUGAGCUAGCUGCUGUUACAUCUGAUCAGACAUCUGCAAGCCUCUCUUAUGUGAUGUCGGGAAACAAGCAGUCGCAAAAAUCAAAAGUCUGCAUCUUACAUGAUUAUGAUAGGAUGAAGUCCCAUCAGGAUAAGGACACUGAUCAUAAAUAUGAAAAGGCAUCUAGGAUUUCUGAAAUAAUGAAUACAUUGAAUCAAGAUGGUGUUCUUGACAGAACUGAGAGGGAACCGUUUGAUAGUGCUGAUCGUGAGAUAAUUCUGGCUAUCCAUGAUCCUGAGCAGUUGGAUUAUGUUGAUGAUUUGCCAUUGACAGAUGAGGAGCAGGACGCAAAAUUUUCUAAAGUGGCUGGAGUUAGUGUAUUCUCUUCUGAAGGAACUACCGAAGCUAUUUACAGUGCAGCUGGGGCCGUGAUAAGGGGUUCCGACCUUGUGGUUGAAGAGUAUUAUGAGACUGCUUUUGCAAUAAUCAGACCUCCAGGGCAUCAUGCUUAUAAGAUUUCUGAAGGUUUCUGCUUUUUGAACAACGUUGGUAUAGCUAUUCAACAUGUUGUUGACCACCAUUUGAGAUAUUACAUUGUGCUCUUUAUUUUUCAGAAUUAUUAUUCCUCCACGAAUCGUUUUACUUCUUUUUAACAAGCCUAAAGCUCGUUGUAUUGAAUUUGUACAUUUAGUUACGAGACCUACCUUUGGGUAAAAUAUCCAGUGCUACGGUUCAUGAGAU
This is a messenger RNA of Triticum dicoccoides, 2193 nucleotides long. RefSeq lists its product as uncharacterized. Gene Ontology annotation, molecular function: histone deacetylase activity. The record is from RefSeq and is a predicted model, not a curated record. Gene Ontology annotation, biological process: epigenetic regulation of gene expression. The transcript is spliced from 14 exons. NCBI's taxonomy places the organism in Eukaryota, Viridiplantae, Streptophyta, Magnoliopsida, Poales, Poaceae. Bases 198 to 2105 code for a protein of 635 amino acids. Gene Ontology annotation, cellular component: histone deacetylase complex; cytoplasm.